Messenger RNA from Salvia miltiorrhiza (redroot sage), 959 nucleotides. RefSeq lists its product as uncharacterized. The record is from RefSeq and is a predicted model, not a curated record. The transcript has a single exon. NCBI's taxonomy places the organism in Eukaryota, Viridiplantae, Streptophyta, Magnoliopsida, Lamiales, Lamiaceae. Bases 317 to 856 code for a protein of 179 amino acids.
UUUUAUGGCAAUUCAUUCAUUACUAUUACCUACUCAACCUUACAUGCGAGGGAUAGAGAUGCAUCUUUAAUUUUCUGCCAACUCUUCUACUUUGGCAAUUGGCACCACCCCUAUCUAUCAUCUUUCCAUCCAAUUUUUUGUUACCAAAUUUACAUGAUUUCUACGAAUUAAUGGCUCGGAGCCUCGGACUAACAGAAAAUGAAAUUUGUAAUAUGCUCGUGCUACCAAAAAAAUUAUACUAGUAGACAAUCGAUGAGACUGAGACCUAACCUAGUGUGUGGGUGACCAAAAUGUGGCUGCAUAGAUUUAUUGCAUCAUGCAGAUACAAAGCAGUAAUAUUUUAGCAAUUAUAUUUAAUAGUUUCAUCCUAUCUCUCACAUCAACCACAACAAACACGAUGGACAAUACGAGUUGGGAGCAAAAACUCCACGCGCUGACUCACAUCCUAACCAGCCCAACUCACGCGCCGCCGCUCCACUCUCAGAUAUUCAUCGCCACCCAAAUCCCCUGCUACCUCGAUUGGGACUACCCCCCGCUCCUCUGCCGGCGCGCCGCCUCAUCGGCGCCUCCGCUCAUGAGAUGGGCCUUCUCUCAGUUCAUCAAAAGGGGCCGCAGAUGGGGGCUGCCGGAGACCUCGUGGAGGUGCAAAUGCCCCUAUCAAUUGCCUCCGCCGCUGUUGUUGGCCAAAGGGGUGGGUGCCGCCGAGUGGGGCGAGGAGGAGAGGAGAAGAUAUGCGAGGUCCAGAUUCAGACGGAGAAGGCUGGGGAACGACAUUAAUCCAUUGAUUCCAAUCCUUGUUCCUAAUAUCUUGUUGCUCUCGCUUUUGUUUUGGGCUCCCGUUUCUCUCCAAGAUUGAUAACUGACUUCUAAAUCUUUACUAUUUUCAGAUUUGCUAUGUAUUUAAUUUUCUGAUAUCUUCUUUUUGCCGUAUAUAAUACUCCUACUUAGUAUUCAAUUAA